Molecule: messenger RNA, 1442 nt
Organism: Triplophysa rosa
Lineage: Eukaryota; Metazoa; Chordata; Actinopteri; Cypriniformes; Nemacheilidae
Exons: 4
Coding region: 65-706 (213 amino acids)
Source: RefSeq, a predicted model, not a curated record
UAGUGUCAGCAUCCUGCUUAUAGUACCUGUAGUUUGAUUUACUCAGUUUAGUGCAACAGACAAAAUGGAGAAAAUCAUUCUCUUCUAUGUGUUUUCUUCUUGGAUUAUGCACAUCACUUACAGUGAUGUGUCAGUGCCUCAGCAAUCUUUUCUGUUAAGAGCUCAACUGGGAAAAAGCAUCAGCCUAAACUGCACCAUGUUGAACAGAUAUGAAAUUGCCUGGCAUCAUCUGAAUUGUGAACAGCUGACUCUGCUGGUGACUGCAGAGAAAGACAGUAAAACUGGGGAAAAACUUUUAAUUACCUACAAUCAAAAUAAAAACCACCUGGAAUUAAAAGCAAACAGCGGGAUCACAGUGGUCAGUCUGGUUAUUUCUGAAGUAACACAGUCUGAUUUAGGACUCUAUUUCUGUGGAACAAAAUCUGACACUCCAAAGAUGCACUUCGACAGAGCCAUCCGACUGCAAACUGAGGAAAACCUGAGACUCAGGAAAGAAAACUGUAAUUCUCAACUGGGAACGGAGCAGGUUGAAAUCACAGAUGAUGAUUUGACGGUGAAAGAGCGAGUCUUGAUGUUUGGAGGUGUUGGAUUGGCUAUUGUGAUAUUUUUCCUGGCGACAGUCGCUGCAGGUGGAGUAAUUCAUCAUCGCGGCUGGCAGAAAGGCUGGACCGCAGGGAAAGGUGCUAUCGCUCUCAGCUCAGAUUAAACCACGACCAGCUACUCUAUACAUUUAUGUGCUUUAUUUUACUAUUCAAUCAAGCUUAUUAUGUCAAGUAAAAUGUGUUCAGCACUGCAGUAGGUAAACAGCCUUUUAACAUUAUAAAGAGUGUCGAGAUUUUGUGGCUCAGAUGUUUAUUUCUGGUUAAUUCUCACUUACAGAUUCAUCCAACUGUUGUCUUUAUCACUGCCAGUACAGAUCAGAUUGUCAAUCACUGUGGCCGUGGUUUAUGAUUCAAAAAGAUCAACAAUAUUUACAUUUAUUCAUUUAGCAGAUGCUUUUAUCCGAAGUGACUUACAAAUGAGAGAGCAUUUACAAUUAUUUUGUCGAUGAGCCAUAAACAAUAAUGAAAGAUUAACCAGGCCAUGUUUACAAGGAUAAAGGCUGAGGAAAAGGAAGAAUGAACAACAAGAAAGAAACAGACACAAGUUUUUUUAAACAGCAAGAAAGUAGACAGUUCAGGGUUAGUCAGGAAGACUUGGACAGGUUUUUUGAAGGUUGUGAUGGAUUCUGAAGUUUGAAUGGAGGAACAGAGUGGAUGAAAGUCGUUGCUCACAUGCUUCUGUACUUGGUCUUACAUGUUUACAAAUGCAAUAUUACCAUAUAAAUGUAAAUAAUUUUACAUAGGCCUAUACUGUAUAUCUUAAUUUUGUCUGCUAUCCAGCAUCAGCAUGUGUGUCACCUUUUGUUUAUCAUAUAAACCUUGAUUAAAUAAAAAUAAUGU